UCUCCCCACUUACAAAUCUCUACCCUCUCUCUCAUCAAUUCAACCGAGCCAGAGGAAGAACUCAACAAUUCUCUGCUUCCAGAGCGGGUAAUUAUUCCAAGAAUCUGGGUUUAUGGUAUUUUCUCGAUGACUUUGACAAUCAUCGCCGCCUAAAACUCACCGACUUACGAAGUUUCCGAUUUCCACAAGGAUUGUAACGCGAAUUUGACCGUUCAGAUCAAUACGCUUAUCGUCACCUCCCUAGCUUAUUGUAACGCGAAUUUGGUGGAGAAGGAUUUCGGCAACAGUUAAUCUUCCACUAUACAUGGCAAAUAUUCGACAAAGCUCGGCGGCACCUUUUCGAGUUCCUAGACCAACCCUUCAUUCAGAUGUGGAGGAAAUAAGCUCAACCCAAGCGGAUCCUAAUUCUCGGAAUCGUCAAAUACGUUGGAGUGAUGCAAUGGACGGUUGUAUGAUAACUGCACUACUACAUCAAGUGUUGUCUAAUCACAAAAGAAGUGACAAUGGCUUUUCAUCAUAUCACGUGUCCAAAGCAAUCGAGAACGUGCACAAUGGAUGCGGAGUCACGGUGUCUGAUAAGAAUGUGAGGGCGCGAUUGAAAACUCUGAAAAAAGAAUAUGUUGAAGUUCUUCAGUUGUUAAGCAUGAGUGGUUUUGGGUUAGAUCCUCACACUAGACAUGUCACAGCCAAUGUACUAGCUUGGGAGGAGUUGUUGAAGGGCAAACCAAAAUUUGGAAAGUGGAGGACCAAACUUUGUUCUCGUUAUGAUGAUUUGGAGGCUAUCUUUGGAAAUGAUUCUGCUACAGGAGAUCAUGCUGUAACCGGAAAUGACAUUUUAUCCCCCGAUCAUGAUGAAAAUGUGCAUGAAGUUGAUGGUCAAAAUGAGGAUACAGAUCCAAGCCCCAUUCGCUCUCCUAAGUGUAAUGCCGAAGGAGGAACUAACAAAGUUCGCCGUCGACAUACCCAACCUAAUGAUGAGAGUCUCGUUGCCCUAUCAAGCAUUGUCGAAUCAUCUAAAAAAAUUGCUGUUGCUAUGGAAACUCAAGCAACAUUAGAUACGCUAAACCAUAUCAAUUGGCAAUUGGUUCUAGAAAAAUUACAAGGCAUGAGUAUAGAAAAGCGUGACAUAAUACAAGUAAUAAAAAUAUUUCGAUCGGAUGAGAGUCUGGCUAAAGUAUUUAUGAGUUUGACUGAUGAAGAAGUCAUGCGUGAUUUAGUAUUUGAGAAUCUGGGCCGUGAUCCGCCUGCACUAUUUUAAGAUGACUUGCUUGGAUAAUUUAACAAACAUAUGUGAAAGUAUGACAUUUAUGUUGAUUUUAUUUGCUAUUUUCUUAUGAUACAGAUUUUU
Molecule: messenger RNA, 1348 nt
Organism: Olea europaea var. sylvestris
Lineage: Eukaryota; Viridiplantae; Streptophyta; Magnoliopsida; Lamiales; Oleaceae
Exons: 5
Coding region: 305-1258 (317 amino acids)
Source: RefSeq, a predicted model, not a curated record